AUGAUUGUGAUUUUAUUCAUUUAUGUUUUAUAUGUAUUUGGUGGUUCUUUAGAUAAAACGUGUGCAUGUAAAUGUGAUGGUGAUUCUACUACUUCAAAUUACCAAAUUAAUAUUAUGACAGUAGAUGCUGAAUGCCCUGGUACUGCAACAGGUGAGAUAUUGGUAUCUCAACUAAAUGAAGGGUCGUUUGAUGCCACAAUUUCAUAUAACUUAAAGACUGUUCCUGGAGGUGCAAAUGUCACAUCAAGUUCUAGUGCGUUUCAAGUUAAGGAAGGAACAUAUUCAUUAACUAUUACUUACACAUUUGAGACAAGAGAUUUUGAGACAGGUACAGCAAGUUAUAAAUCAUGUUCAUGUUCAUUUGAUGGUUUAACAAUUACAGCUAGGUAUGAAACUAUUAGUGGUAUCACUCAUGAAGUAACACCAAACCAACAUUGUGCAGGAAGUUAUGGUACGAUUCAAUGUGGUGCUAAGGUUAGUAGUGGAAAUGUUAGUUAUAGAUUAUCAGGUACAGAGUCAAGAGAUUUCAAUAAAGAUGGUUUAUUUUCUAAUCUUCCAGUUGGAAGAUAUAGAUGUCUUGUUAGUUCAACACAUUGUGCUUCUCAAAGUGAAGAAUUUUCUCUUCAAUACUCUAAAAAAUGUUCUUCAGAAAAUAUUUGGUUAGAUAGACAAAUUUAUGGAGAAGGUCAAGGUUUGUUUAUAGCAGGAUUAGUGUUAAUAGUUCUUGGUAUUGUUCUUAACUUUUGUGUUUGUGUUUGUUGCUGUAAAUUGAUAGUUCAUGAUAGAAAAUCAGAGAAGUUUACCAAAAAACAAUUUGAAAAUAAAACAAAGAAAAGUAAAAAACAAAAGAAAGAGGAAGAUGAAUUAAAAGAAUUAAAAUAA
This is a messenger RNA of Entamoeba nuttalli P19, 882 nucleotides long. RefSeq lists its product as hypothetical. The record is from RefSeq and is a predicted model, not a curated record. The transcript has a single exon. NCBI's taxonomy places the organism in Eukaryota, Evosea, Mastigamoebida, Endamoebidae. Bases 1 to 882 code for a protein of 293 amino acids.